UGUACUAAGCGCUUAGCACUGUCGCCCGUGGCGCCGACGAUGAAGGAUGGAAGUUUCCUCCGCCGCCGGCUCUCCCUGGGCCCGGCCACGUCCACACCCCAGAAGAGUGACCCCCAGAAGCUCAGCCGGAACCUGCUCUUCGGUGGCGAGAAUGACCUCUUCCCCCUCAGCCCAGGGAAGGACGUGGAAGGACACAACCCCCUGGUGCUACAGGACGAAGAGGCCCAAACUCCGGUGUCCAUCUCCAAAACCCAGCAGAUGGACUACAGGUUCUGCAAUGGGACUGACCGGGCCAAGGCCACCCCCGCCCCUGAGGUGGCUAGGAAGGAGAGGUUAAAGGUACAGAAGCACAACUAUCGUCAGGAGAAGAAGCGAGUGAGCAAACAGCUGGUCAGCGCCCUGCGGGACCCCAGUGUGGUCAUCAUGGCUGACUGGCUCAAGAUCCGGGGGGCCCUGAAGAGCUGGUGCCGUCUGUGGUGCGUGUUGAAGCCGGGCGCGUUGUUGCUGUACAAGACCCCCAAGAUGGACCACUGGGUGGGGACCGUCCUGCUGCACUCGUGCGAGCUCAUCGAACGUCCAUCCAAGAAGGACGGCGUCUGCUUCAAGCUCUUCCACCCGCUUGACCAGUCCAUCUGGGCCGUCAAGGGCCCGGAGGGGGAGAACGUGGGAUCCAUCACCCAGCCGCUCCCUGGCAGCCACCUCAUCUUCCGGGCCUCCGAGUCCGACGGUCACUGCUGGCUGGAUGCCCUGGAACUGGCCCUGUGCUGCUCUGGCCUGUUCCGGCUCAGCACAGCCAAGAACGGGAAAGACGGGGAGCCCAACGGUGCGGGGGACCCGGCCCAGGCCCCCCUCAACGGCCUCCUGCUCACCUCCAACCACGAGCUCUUCCAGCCGAGCGACGCGGCCCUGGAGGACGGCGGCCUGUCGGACAGGUGGGAGCGAGAGCCGGAUGAGGAGUCGGAGAACGGGGGUCCCGGGGGGGACCGCAAGGCCGGCGAGAGCGAGCAGGCGGAGACCCCCGAGGAGCAGGGCUCGGCGGGGUCCACCGCCACCACGUACGUGGAGCAGGCCCACGAGGAGAUGGGCGAGCCGGGCGGCUCGUCGCAGACGGAGACGGUGUCGGAGGAGAACAAGGGGCUGAUGUGGGCCCUGCUGAAGCAGCUGCGGCCGGGCAUGGACCUGUCCCGCGUGGUGCUGCCCACCUUCGUCCUGGAGCCCCGCUCCUUCCUCAACAAACUCUCCGACUACUACUACCACGCCGACCUGCUGUCCCGGGCUGCCCAGGAGGAAGACCAUUACCGCCGUCUCAAGCACGUCCUGCGCUGGUACCUGUCCGGCUUCUACAAGAAACCAAAGGGAAUCAAGAAGCCGUACAAUCCCAUCCUGGGAGAAACCUUCCGCUGUCGCUGGUACCACCCGCAGACCAACAGCCACACGUUCUACAUCGCGGAACAGGUCUCCCACCACCCGCCCGUGUCGGCCUUCCACGUGAGCAACCGGAAAGACGGCUUCUGCGUCGGCGGCAGCGUCCUGGCCAAAUCGAGGUUCUACGGGAACUCCCUGUCGGCUCUUCUGGACGGGCAGGCCACGCUGACCUUCCUGCGGCAGGAGGAGGAGUACAUCAUCACCAUGCCGUACGCUCACUGCAAGGGCAUCCUGUACGGAACCAUGACCAUGGAGCUCGGGGGCAAGGUGACCAUCAGCUGCGCAAAGAACAACUACCAGGCCGAGCUGGAAUUCAAACUCAAGCCCUUCUUCGGCGGCGACUCGAGCCUCAAUCAAAUCUCCGGGAAGAUCAAGUCCGGCGACGAGGUGCUGGCCAUCCUCUACGGCCACUGGGAUGGGGAAGUACUGAUCCAGGACCAGACAGACGGGAUCACCGACGUUUUCUGGAAUCCGACCGGAGCGGUCCGGAGGCAGAGGCUGAAGCGCCACACCGUGCUGUUGGAGGAGCAGGCGGAGCUGGAGUCCGAGAGGCUGUGGCAACACGUGUCCAGUGCCAUCCGCAGGGGCGACCAGGCGACGGCCACGCAGGAGAAACUGGCGCUGGAGGAGGGUCAGCGCAGCAGGGCCCGGGCCGCCGCCGCCUCCGGGGAGGACUGGAGGCCUCGACUCUUCUGCCACGAUUCUUCGCACCAGUGGCACUACAGAUAUGAGGACCUGAGGCCUUGGGAUCCCCGGAACGACUUCGACCAGUUCGAGAAGGACGGGAUUCUCCGGACGGAGGGGAGACCCGGCGAGCGUUCAGCUAAUAGCCCCCAGGAUCGCAAGGCCAGUGACCAGCCCUCGACGGCCAGCCAGACCACCGACAGCAGUGGCUUCACCCCGGAGUCGGCCCCGGACCUCUCCGACGACAGCGGGGCCAGUCAAGGCAGCCUUUGGACGUGUGCCCGGUGCGGGCAGGAGAAGGGGCGUCUACAGGAGAUCCAGGCGGCCAUCCUCACUCUGCAGAAAACCCAGCAGGAUAUCCACAGACACCUGGCCGCCCUGACCAAGAGAGCCCUCCGCCCUCCGCCCGCCCCGGCCGGCUUCCUCCAGAACCCGCGCCUCUGGUUUCUCACCUGUGUCUUCCUCGCCUGUCAGCUCGUCCUCAACUACGCCUUCAAGUAGCUGCCCCGGCCUCCCGCCUCGAUGGCGGCAACUGCGGGUCCUCGCUGCCCCCCUGCCCGCUCACCCCCGGCACCGAGCACUUUAACCCGCCCGGCCUCGGCGGGUGGACGGACGGACGGACGGACGGACGGGCUCCAGGCCGCGCCGUCGACCUCUGCCCACCUUAACCGACCUUGGGCCUGGUGGGCCUGAAAAUGGAAGCCCAAUGUAGCUUUCCUCCCGCAGAUGGGUGUCUUCUACACUCUCUCCUCCCUCCUGGCAUCCUGGGGGCCACCAGGCCCCGUUCACAGCCCUCGCCCGUCGGCGACGGGCCAGCCCGGGGUGAACCGGUCGGGUCUCGGCCUGGGCACCGCUGCGCCUGGUGGAGUCUAGCCCGGGCACCUCUGAGCCCCGUGGACCUCGCAGCUCUGUACUGAUCACCUCCCGGCGUCUCGGGACGGGGGCACCCCCGGCCGGGCCAAGCGGAUCCAAAGAAACCCCUGCCCCGGUGCCCGGGCGCGACCCCUCUGGGCUGGGCGCCGUUCAAGUGGCCCAGGGCCACCUCUCCGGGGACCUAACUAGCUCCGAGCCCCAGCUGGUCCCCUUGGGGACCACCCACCCAGACAAUAAUAAUAAUAAUAAUGGCAUUUAUUAAGCGCUUACUAUGUGCAAAGCCCUGCUCUAAGCGCUG
Molecule: messenger RNA, 3280 nt
Organism: Tachyglossus aculeatus (Australian echidna)
Lineage: Eukaryota; Metazoa; Chordata; Mammalia; Monotremata; Tachyglossidae
Gene: OSBPL5
Product: oxysterol binding protein like 5
Exons: 21
Coding region: 40-2610 (856 amino acids)
Biological process (GO): phospholipid transport
Cellular component (GO): intracellular membrane-bounded organelle; cytosol; membrane
Molecular function (GO): sterol binding
Source: RefSeq, a predicted model, not a curated record